CGCGGAUGGCUAAUCACGUUGGCAGUGAUUUCACCUUGUCCUCACCACACGCCUGUGAGAUCAUAUGGAGCAGCCUAGUCAAAAUGUACAAAAUUAUUACAAAAAGUUACAAAAUAAAAAUCUUGGCACAGUUUGGACUUUAUCCUUUGUGAAUAUAAAUAUGGAAAAAAAUCUGGCUUGUUUCUACAUUAACAACCUUCUGAUUGUGGGUGUCUAAAAACCUUUUUUAAAAAAAACACUAUUUCCAAGUCUUGUAGUUGAAUUAUGUCACACACAGUUAAGUCACCAGGCUACACACCCACAUGCAGCUUACACACACCCACACGUUGUAUGUGUGUGUGUGUGUGUGCGUGUGUGGCUCCCUCUGACAUCAAUUUUGUGAAUAUUAUGAACCCAAGCUGCUACCUCUAUUGGCCAGCACAAACCUUGACAAAAAGUAAAUAGCCUCCAGCAGUAGUGACUGGAUUUGAUGUCAGCUGUGUAAAUGUAGUCUUUCACAAUAAUAAAUCAUUAACCUUUUUGUCAGCAAGCAUGCUGUCCCCUGAAUGCUCUGAAAUGCUAGCUCUGUCCAAACAAGAAGCCAAAUAGUCCCACUAAUAUCAAUGAAAUGCCAUUUUCAGUCUAUAACAUUUUGUUAUGCUGCGCAGCAGGGAAGUUGGAGCGCAUCCUGCUCUCAGGCUAGAUAACACUCGCACUUCCCACUACUGAAUGAGAAGGUGGGAAAUCAAGUGGUGAGAAGACAAAAAGGACACACAGCUCCUCUACAGUGGACACGGGGCAUUUUCCACCUGGCACAUUUCUUAAUGGAACAAAUGUGGAUUCAUCAGGAGCUGCCAAGCAGGGCAUGGCGUUAAGCAGACUCCUGCUGCUAUGUGUGGUAGCCUCUGAGGUGUGGGAUGCUGAGACCAAACCCAUAGAUUUUUUGUGUAAUAAAGGCGCCAGGAGGGUUAUGAAUAUUGUGGCAGGGAUGGAGAGUGCACUGUCCACCUAUUUGUCCGGCCUCUGUCACCUGUCUCUUCCAUUGCAGAGUAACUGUAAUGGCUUGACGGCCCUCUCCACACCACUUCAGCUACCCUGCACCGAGCUUCAUGUAGCAUCUUGGGGAAACAAAUCACACCAGGAGAAGAGAGGAGACAUCGUAGCAUCCUUGAGGCUUCUUAUUGAAGGUGUGGAGGGUGUGAGGGCCCUAAGCCAGACAGAAUGCGCCACUUCGCUACUUCAGAGACUGGAGCACAACAUCAGCAACUACCUGCUCAUCCUCACACAUCUUCAGCUGAGUGGGCCAGCGGUUAGUCCAGGACUGUCUUGUGUUCCUGGAAGCACCCAGAGUCUGAGCACAUUCCUGGUGAGCUACAACAAACUGGUCUCAGGCAAGCUGGAGCGGUUCAUGGUUGACCUGGAGGACAGAUGCACUUCACAGUGACACAAGAACAACUUCAGUGAUGUUCUUCAUAAACAGGUGGGAUGAGUUCAACUGCGGCCCCAGGUCAAUAAAAGAAGAAGGAAAAUCCACCAGAGCAACAGCCGGAGUGACCUGGAUUUUAUCCUCACCUUGUUGCCUUUCUAAAAAUUUAUCAUCUGCUUGUAUAUUGUGACGGGUAGACUCACACUCUUUAAGAGUGGAAAAGUAGAAAUACACCCUUCUCUGCUGGUCAUUAAGAGGGACUACAGCUGGAGAAGUACUGGGAAAUGAAAGACAGCAAUAGGACUGCUAUGAUGGACAGAUGAAUGUACGAUAGGAAGGCAGUUUUUGUUGGUCAGAGGUUGUGGAGCAUGAUCACGUGGCCAGUUUUGCUCCUUAAUUGGUGAUACAAAUAUCCAGAUUUUGCAUUUAGGAGGACAUUUUUGCUAAACUGUAUAUUAAUACAAAUGCUGUUUAUGAUACAAAACCUUUUUAAAAUAAUGCAAUGAACUGAUUUCAUAGAACAAUUUAUUGGAUUAAUAAUUUAUUUAUUUGGUUAGUUAGUUCAGUAGGCAGGUUAUCAUAUUUUUAGUUUAUAGGACAGCUGCUGUCUGUAGAUAUAAAGAAUUUCUUUUCUCUUUAUUUCUCAUAAUAAAGACCGUUUAUAUGUAUGGAUGUACUAACAAAGAAAUAAGAAUCAUAUAAGAGAAUAAAAAUAUAUAUAAUAUUAUAUAUAUAUAUAAAAAGAAAGAUAUAUUGCUAAAUCUUUAUUAUAUAGCCUAGUACAGGCUGCUAAAGUUUUAAUUGCUUUUUGUUUUGUGUGUGUUGAACUGAAUAAAUAUAUUGUUUGAA
Messenger RNA from Dicentrarchus labrax (European seabass), 2254 nucleotides. RefSeq names its product thrombopoietin (gene thpo). The transcript has 5 exons. Bases 845 to 1423 code for a protein of 192 amino acids. Gene Ontology annotation, biological process: cell population proliferation. Gene Ontology annotation, molecular function: hormone activity; cytokine activity. Lineage: Eukaryota; Metazoa; Chordata; Actinopteri; Moronidae. The record is from RefSeq and is a predicted model, not a curated record. Gene Ontology annotation, cellular component: extracellular region.